Molecule: messenger RNA, 279 nt
Organism: Didymodactylos carnosus
Lineage: Eukaryota; Metazoa; Rotifera; Eurotatoria; Philodinida; Philodinidae
Source: the annotation of a GenBank genome assembly
AUGAUGGUGGCGAUGCCCCCUGAUGCUAAUGUUAGUGGUCAACUCGAUAACAGUUCAACAUCGAAAGGAUUCCAUCUCAAAGCCAGUGAUGACUUCGAAGUGGGCGCAUCAGGUGGUGGCUUCAACCUCACAGCAGGAGAUGCUAAUGUUAGUGGUCAACUCGAUAAUAGUUCAACUUCGAAAGGAUUCCAUCUCAAGGCCGGUGAUGAUUUCGAAGUGGGUGCAUCAGGUGGUAAAUCAGGUGGUGGCUUCAACCCUCAGAAAAAAGCGAAAUACUAA